CAUUGGGGUGUAGGACAUAUUAUCCGAGCACCUUGGCGAGUACUGAUCAUCGGUAGCGCUAAAAAGGAGCUAAGCGAUUCCAUUCAACAUGAAGGUUUUCAUCGUUCUUUCCGCUGUUCUGGCUUGCGCCUUCGCUCGUCCAUCACUGAUUUACGCCAAGCUAACACCCGGGGCACCGAUCGGUCUAGACGGCCGGGUAGUGGACACAGCGGAAGUAGCGUUGGCCAAGGCCGAGCACGCGGCCGCUCACAUCAACGAGAAGAUCAAUCUGGCCCAGGAAGCCGUCAGAUCGGCCGACGUGCUCACUUACGUCGCGCCGGCGAACGUGGCCGUGAUCGGCGGGGCCCAGCUGGUGGAACCGGUCGCGGUGGCGACGAAGCUGGUGCCCGGGGCACCGAUCGGGCUCGACGGGCGCGUCGUGGACACGCCGGAAGUCGCCCUCGCCAAGGCGGAACACGCAGCGGCGCACAUCAACGAGAAAUUCAGCCACGAGGCCGCGAGAUCGGCCGUUUACGAACAACCGCUCGUCUUCCUGGGUCACGGUGCGCCGAUCGCUCGUCUCUAUAUCCAUUGAAUUAAACUUGUUAUAAAAAACACACAAUAACGUUGGGAUGUAAAUAAAUUUGGAUUACCUUGGCAUGGC
This is a messenger RNA of Formica exsecta, 643 nucleotides long. RefSeq names its product cuticle protein 18.7-like. NCBI's taxonomy places the organism in Eukaryota, Metazoa, Arthropoda, Insecta, Hymenoptera, Formicidae. Bases 89 to 574 code for a protein of 161 amino acids. The transcript has 2 exons. The record is from RefSeq and is a predicted model, not a curated record.